CUUUGAGCAUUUGCAACCUUCUUUUAUCUAUUUAUUAACAACAGUUGUUCAACGUCAAAGAAGUCAGAAAAAUAUUUUGUUAUCCACUUUUAAGAUGAGCAUGAAUGGAAGAAGCACGUUUGUGAGCGUAUUGCUGUUGUCACUUGCAGCUCAGACAUGCCGUGCCGACGAGAGCUACAUGCCGUCUCCUGACGCCAUCUCCCCUCACAGACUUGUGAGGGAGCAAUCCUCGCUUCCAAACGUUGACGAUGCAGAAGAAAAUGAAAUAAAAGUAGAGGACAAGGAAGAUGGAGAAGAAGGUCGGUGGUGCGGGACGUGUGGAGAUCCUGGGACUCCAACGUUCAGCGUUGAAAAAGUCCCCUACUUCCCUUUCCUGCCCUCCCUUACGGGGCUGGGGGAAAAGUUGAGCCUACUGGGGAACUGGGCAGUGCUGGGGAUUGCCAUCCCCGUGUUAGUGCUGCAGAUUAUCACCUUGGGGCUCAUCGGCUACCUUCUCAAGAUCGAGAAGAGUGGAGACUACGAUGAGACUGGUACUGAUGCGGGGUACUACACAGCCUACCCUGUACAAGGGUACAACAGUGACUCGUACAGCAGCUACAGAAGCCUUGUGCCCUCACAUGGUGACCUCAACUGGGCACUGGAGAAACUGUCCAGUGCCCUGGAUGUCUACAAAGAGUAUUCCAACAAUACAAUCUGAUCCUCCGUAC
Messenger RNA from Hyalella azteca, 707 nucleotides. RefSeq lists its product as uncharacterized. Bases 95 to 697 code for a protein of 200 amino acids. NCBI's taxonomy places the organism in Eukaryota, Metazoa, Arthropoda, Malacostraca, Amphipoda, Hyalellidae. The transcript has 4 exons. The record is from RefSeq and is a predicted model, not a curated record.